Messenger RNA from Carya illinoinensis, 378 nucleotides. RefSeq names its product protein SOB FIVE-LIKE 3-like. Bases 1 to 378 code for a protein of 125 amino acids. NCBI's taxonomy places the organism in Eukaryota, Viridiplantae, Streptophyta, Magnoliopsida, Fagales, Juglandaceae. Gene Ontology annotation, biological process: cytokinin biosynthetic process. The transcript has a single exon. The record is from RefSeq and is a predicted model, not a curated record.
AUGGAGCCCUACAAAGACCUUUUGGGUGCAGAAGAACGUACUAGCAGCAGUGAAUCUGGGUGGACAAUGUACAUUGCCUCCCCUUACAUCGAAGAAGAAGAUACUGAAUGCAGUGAUAAUCAUGACAAGCGUCAAAUCAGAAUUAACCGGCAGAAGUAUGUCAAGAAAAAAGAGGAUGAUGACAGUGAUGAUUCUUUGACUUCUGAUGCUUCGUCUGUUCCAAGUUAUCGUCGUCAUGAUAGCCAUUCUCGCGGUCAAGGUAGUCAUGGCACAUCUCGUUCUAAACCUGAAAAAAGUUAUAAUGUGAACAUGUUUUCUUUAGGCAAGGAUGCAAAAAAACAGGAGAAGAAACGUGUUGGAAGUAGUACUAAAAAGUAA